UGCACAGUCUUUGUCAGAUUUCAAGUGAAUUCACGCAAUGGGAAAAAUGGUUUGCGAAAUACACAUAUAAUUGAAGUUGAAGCUUAGAAAAGAAACACAACAGUGCUCUAUUUGAGAUAAACAAUUUCUUUAUAAACAAUUUUUAAUCUCAAUUGACAAUUGAGUUUGAAAAAAGACAAAGAAGAGAUUUGCAGCAAAAGAAGAACAUUGUGUCACAAGCUCACUUUGUGUCUGGCAAUUGACGAAUUAUUCGACAGAUAUAAAUUUCAAAUACAAAGCAAAAGAUAAUAGAAACCCCCCAACGGUGCCCAUGUAAACGCAAACGAGAUCAUAAGAAAACCCCCCCGAAGAAAACCCGAAAGUCUACAAGUAUUGGGAGCAUACCAACCGAGGGAAGUCCUUGAGGUCCUGAUGGCACCGUUUAAGCUAAAGUUUCGCAUGGGAGGCUCGCGCAGCACGAGCACAUCGCAAGAGCAUGAUCCGGAUCCGACUGUGAAUGAGGCGCUUUUGGGCACACAGCAGCAGCAACAGCAGCAGCAGGAACAGGAGCAACAGCAGCAACUACAAGAACAACAACAGCAACAGCAGCAGCAUCAACAGCAGCAACAACAGCAGGCAGUUGGUGCCAGCAGCUCGACAAUUGAUUCAGUGGAUUGCAACAGUCUCGGCUCAAUGAGCGAACGGAAGCUCUUGCUUCCUCCGAAUCCCAGUAAGGCUGCCAUCAAUUCCAACAGCUUGCGUAUGGGCUAUGUUAAUCCGAGUCGCACAUCGACGUGCAUCAACGAAGCACCCGCGGACAGCAGCAACAACCUGCCGACAACACCGCCCCCGACAUACGAGUAUGUGUUAGAGGAGAAUACGCGACUCUCGCAGCAUCGUCAGCUGUCGUCGGAGCACAGCGCCACACCGAAUCAGAACAGUCGUCGCAGCUCGGCGAAUAGUUCGCGACAGAGCGCUGCCCUGGAGCAGCUAACCCUCAAUGAUCGGAGGAACAGCAACAGCAACAGCGACAGCGAUAUUGAUCUUAACAUUGACAUCGACAGCAUUGAUAGCAACGAUAUUUGCAACGAUCCCGAUUGCCAGCAGAACUAUAACAACAGCAAUUGUGGCGGCAGUCGACGACGCAACAACAAUCGCAGCAGCAAUAACAGCAGCAGCAACGGCAGCAACAACAACCAACAUCACAACAAUAACAACAUCAGCCACAACAACAACGAAGGUGAACAAGUGGAGGUGGACGAGGAAGAGCUGCAUCAACUGCAGCAGCAUCAUCAGCAGUCGGAACACAUCAUUGAGGGCGUCACAGAGCUGGAGCUGCACAGCGACGACAACGAGGAGAGCACGCUGAGCGUCAACGAGUUUCUGCUCGAGACCGAAAUGGCUGCAGCUCGUGCCAAGGCGUAUGCCGCGUGUGGCGAUGCCGGCAACGAUAGCCAGCAACCCUGCACCGACGAGCAGUGCACUCAGUGCAGCGAGCGUGCGGGAUCCGAGGAGGAUGGCGGCGAGCCAUCCACAAGUAAUGCGGCGCGACACAAUUUCUUCGAUCCACUCCUCAAUCGCUACGGCAAUGAAUCUGGCUGCUCCAAUGGCUCGGGGACGGGCAACAGCAAUGGGCAAUCAUGCAAUGAAUCCUGUUGUGCCUCGGGCUCGUUGUCCGGCUCAGUUGCAUCGCGUCGUGGACGUCGCCAGCAGCUGCAGCAACAGCAGGAACAAAACUGUCUGCUCACUCCAGAGAUGAUGAGCAACAAGACAUCAAAGGAGAUCUACAAGGAUCUCGCCAAACAGUGGGGCAUCACCUGCAAAAUGUCUGAGAGUUGUCGUUGCAUGGACUGUCAAAGCCAUUACUUCGAUUGCGACUACGACGAUAACGAACAUCAGAAGACGGAUGGCGGAUUGGGGGCGGGCACGCCCAUGUUUAUUAGCGAGGUAAUGCACGGAUCUGGAUGUCAGAUAUUGUAAAUGGAUUUUGGAACAGUUGUUGUCGUCUGAUUUUUGUUUUCUACAAAUGGGGUAUGAAAAGAUUGCUGAACAAUUGUUAUAUGUAAAUGCAAAUGUUUUCUAGAAAAGCCAAAAAGAAAUGCUAUAUAUAGAGUAUUAAAAGAAUCUUGAUGAUCGUGGCAUUGGAUUCAACAUAAUCGUAAACGUAUUUCGACGUUAUUUGCACAAAUUGUUUGCACAACGCACACAAAAUAAAACGAAGUAGAAAUAAUGUUGCACUGCGUCUUAGGUCGGAAUACUUGAUGGAUCUGCGGGAAAUAGAUUAAUAAACUGCAUUCAAAAUAGUCAUUUAAAUGGGCUUUAAAAUAUAACAAAUCGAAACGAAAUGGAAACGCUAAAUAGAUAUCACGCUAACUUAUCUGGCGUCAACUUAUGAAUAAUUUUCUAUGGGAUAUCAAAUUAAAUUUAAUUUGAAAAUCAAAAACGAAAAAAUGAUUGAAAUUUUUAUAAAUAAGCCCACCUUGCAGAUGAAAAUUUGAUAUAUCCUUAAAUGUGUUCCAUUUUUGAGGGUCGAAACUCAUAAGAAAAGAAAGUAAGCAACUUGAUUUGUAGCUGAUCUUAAGAAACUAAAAUCAAUUCUCCCCAAAAAUUAUUAAUAUUGUAAACCCCCAUUUGAAAUCCGAGCUUUUCAUAACAAAAAAAAAAGAUUGCAUUAUAAAUUGAACAAAUUGUCAAAUUAAUAUGAAAUAUCGAAAAUGAAAUUUGUAUGUAUUUUUCUAUAACAUAAAGAGAACUAACUAUUAUUAUAUAGAUAUGGCCUAUGUGUUGAAGAAAAUGUAAUGGUAGAGGCUUACGAUUCAAGUACAUCUAUCUAGAGAAACUUAACCGUAUAGUAGUUUAAGCAACGUGACAAUGAGGACAGUGAGCACUUUUGUGCUGGGAAAUGGAACAAAAUUUUAGAUUGUAUUAGAAAAGUCUAGGCUCCCCCCAAUUAAUGCGAUACAAAGUUAACCUUUAUUACAAAUAAUACUGAUAUUACAAAAAUGCGAAUGUAUUUAGUCUGAUAUUCGAUUAUUGAUUUUUUUUAAGAGAAUGUGAAUAUUUUAUGGUUUUGAUUCUUCUGUUAAAAGCAGUGAGGCAUUUAGAACCUAAUCCUAACAUAAGCACGAUCCAAAACUAUACUAUAAACUGUAUAUGUUCCAUACUGUCUUAAGAAAGCGGGUUUCAUUCGCAUCUCAGAAUUAGAACUGGACUAGUACUCGCGCAGUUAUCGAAUAUAUCGAAUAUGUAUUUGUUUAUAGUAAUCGUAAAAUAUAACAAAAAAAAAACACAUGAAACAGAAACAUAAAAACCGACUAAGUCUGUUAGCCGU
Messenger RNA from Drosophila sulfurigaster albostrigata, 3310 nucleotides. RefSeq names its product probable serine/threonine-protein kinase DDB_G0282963. The record is from RefSeq and is a predicted model, not a curated record. Lineage: Eukaryota; Metazoa; Arthropoda; Insecta; Diptera; Drosophilidae. The coding region runs from base 412 to 1959 and encodes 515 amino acids. The transcript is spliced from 7 exons.